CGCGGAUGGGAGGACCUUUCCGAUUUUCUUUCCUACUUGCAUCUUCCACAUCCCAUUUCGGAACAGGAAAAAAAUAAUGUAAUCUGAUCAUUUAUCCGAGUUUCCAGAAAGAUUUGAAGAUCGGAACAACCUUGCAAUCAAGCCAGUAGUAUUUUAAAAGAACGAUACAUCACAAACAUGAAUUCUAGUGAUAUUUAUGACAACUUGACGUUUGAUACUGUGCUCUAUCUUAACAGCUCUAACAGAAGCAACAUAACCAGAGAUGAUUCCAGUGUCGCUUCAGAUGCUGUUUUAUCCAUGGCACUUGCGUUACUAAUUUUGGUAACUAUAAUAGGAAAUGCAUCUGUGAUAAUCGCUAUAACUCGAGAAAGAAACUUACAAACCAAAGGAAAUUGCUUGGUGCUAUCUCUUGCAGUCGCUGAUCUUUUAGUAGCAUGUCUUGUAAUGCCAUUAGGAGCAGUCUAUGAAGUUCAUCGGGAGUGGAAUCUAGGCAGGGAGCUGUGCGAUAUAUGGACAUGCUGCGAUGUGCUUUGCUGUACAGCAUCCAUUUUACAUCUAGUAGCUAUUGCUGUCGAUAGAUAUUGGGCGGUUACAGAUAUAGAUUAUGUACGCCAAAGACAAUCUUGGCACGUUGGUUUAACCAUUACGCUAGUAUGGUUUGUUUCUUUUAUAGUUUCUAUUGCUCCACUUGUAGGUUGGAAAGACCAGUUGCAUGAAACUCGCAUACUUACUGAAAAACGCUGUUUGAUAAGUCAAGAUCCUGGGUACCAACUAUUUGCAACCUGCGCAACAUUCUAUGUUCCCCUGGUUGUUAUUCUUCUGCUUUAUUGGAGAAUAUUUCGUGUUGCACAAAAAAGGAUUCGAAAUAAACCUGGGUCGUGUGCUGACUCGCGUUUGGUUUCUGCUACUGUCAUGGCAUCUCUAGUGACAGAGAUGACAUUGAUUUCUACCACUACUUCAUCAUCCCAUCCCAGUGAAGCUAGUCGCUCGGAAGAUCUUUUAUGGAAUCAUACUAAAGAAGAGGGAUUGAAAAAAAGAAGAAGAGUUAAUAUGCGAACAAAAAGAGAAAGAAGAGCAGCUAAGACUCUAACCGUGAUAACUGGCGUUUUUGUUGUAUGCUGGCUUCCCUUUUUCACUAUGGCACUGCUUAUGCCUCUGUGCGAAACCUGUCAGCCAAGUAAUGAGCUUUUUAGUUUUGCUCUGUGGCUUGGUUAUGCCAACUCAAUGCUCAACCCAGUUAUUUACACAGUUUUUAGCCCCGAUUUUCGAAUGGCUUUUAAACAGCUCUAUUUUUCUUCUUGUCAUUUGUAAACAGGCGCACUUCUCACUGCUUAUGUAACUGUGAUUGAUGUAAAAUUAUACGUAUUUGUGUGUGAUAUAUAUGCAUCUAUGUUUCUUAAGCAUUCUUCAUGUAUGAUGUAU
Molecule: messenger RNA, 1422 nt
Organism: Parasteatoda tepidariorum (common house spider)
Lineage: Eukaryota; Metazoa; Arthropoda; Arachnida; Araneae; Theridiidae
Source: RefSeq, a predicted model, not a curated record